GAGCAGUGCGGGGCGCUCAGGCACUGGACAUAAACAAGAGUUCAAGUGCCGGGUGGACGCGCUUGCCGCUGCCCUUUUGAAAACACUUUGCGAGAGCUGCUGCCCGGGCCUGAGGCGCUGGUGCUCGCUGCUGCGCGCGCCAGGAGGGUGAAGUUGUGAGGUUCCGCGGUGGGCGGAGACAGAACGCGGAGCCUUUGCUGAAGCGACGGCACGAGGAGGAGGAGCCCGGGCAGGGGCUGCGGCGGCUGCAGGAAUCUCAUUCAUAGCUACUGUUACAUAACAAAAGGUGCGAUAUCACUUACAGACAACAGGUAGUGGCAUGUGCUGGAGGGAUCUGCAGUGUGAUUGACAUUCCAUGGUGCUUCCUCUUUAUUUUCUUCACACAGGAGAAGAGGGCUUUGCUUUCACCAUGUCAAAGAGGAUUAAUGAUGUCAUCUCUUUCCAUUGUGUUCCCCACCUGUCGUCUUGGUAGGGCCUAGCUACAGAAUGAACAUAGCAGCGGUGUUUAAUGCCCUGCUAGUGUCUGCCCUUGCAGCUGUGCUGUGGAAAUACAUCAAGCUGCGAGAGCACGUCUUCGUGGUUGAAGAAGAGCUGGUCCUCACUCGCCAGUCCCAGGAACUCUCUCAGGUCCAGAUUGACUACCAUGCGGCUCUUCAGGCCCUGGUGGAGGAUGGUACCAGGAUGGUGUGCACAGGCAGGAUGCACACGGAUCGCAUCUGCCGCUUUGAGUCCCUCUGUUACUCCACUGAGGCAGAGGAAUUUGUCUUCUUUCACAGCAACGCAUCAGUUAUGCUUCCCAACCUUGGCUCCAGGAGAUUCCAGCCUGCCUUGCUUGAUCUCUCCUCGGUGGAGGACCACAACACCCAAUAUUUCAACUUUGUGGAACUGCCAGUUGCUGCAUUGAAAUUCAUGCCAAAGCCGGUCUUUGUGCCUGACGUGGCGCUCAUCGCCAACCGAUUCAACCCAGACAACUUGAUGCACGUCUUCCAUGACGACCUCCUCCCGAUCUUCUACACCAUGCAGCAGUUCCCAGACUUGGAUCUGGAGUCACGACUCUUCUUCAUGGAGGGGUGGAGUGAAGGCCUGCACUUCGAUCUUUACAAGUUACUGAGUAACAAACAGCCACUUCUCAGAGAGCAGCUUAAAACCUUGGGCAGGCUCCUUUGUUUUACCAAAUCUUACGUAGGGCUGUCCAAAAUCACCACAUGGUACCAAUAUGGAUUUGUUCAGCCACAAGGACCAAAGGCGAACAUCUUGGUUUCUGGCAAUGAGAUCAGGCAUUUCUCCAAGUUCAUGAUGGAGAAGCUGAAUGUUAGCUUGGAAGAAAGUGCCAGUGAGGAGUAUAUUGUAGUAUUCAGUCGAACAAUCAACAGACUAAUCCUAAAUGAGGCAGAACUAAUCUUGGCACUUGCCCAGGAGUUUCAGAUGAAAACCAUUACAGUCUCCAUAGAGGACCAUUCGUUUUCUCACAUUGUACGUCUAAUCAGCAAUGCAUCCAUGCUAGUCAGCAUGCAUGGAGCCCAGUUAGUGAUGUCUCUCUUCCUGCCAAGAGGGGCCACUGUCGUGGAGCUCUUUCCUUAUGCGAUCAACCCCGAACACUAUACCCCGUACAAAACACUGUCAGCGCUCCCUGGCAUGGAUCUCCAGUACAUUGCCUGGCAGAACACUGAUCAGGAAAACACUGUAACCUUUCCUGACAGGCCAUGGGACCAGGGAGGAAUUGCUCACUUAGACAAGGCAGAGCAAGAACGCAUAAUGAAGAGCAAGGAGGUUCCACGCCACCUCUGCUGUCGGAACCCGGAAUGGCUUUUCCGUGUCUACCAGGAUACAAGAGUCGACAUCCCUUCCCUUAUCCAGGUGAUCAGGCAAAUGGUGAAAUUAAAGCCUGGACCCAAGAAGCAGAAGUGGACUAGUGGUCUGUACCCUGGAAAGGUUAGGGAUGCUAAGUGUCAAGCCUCUGUCCAAGGUACUAGUGAAGCGAAGCUCUCGGUGUCUUGGCAGAUCCCCUGGAACCUUAAGUACCUGAAGGUCAGGGAGGUGAAAUAUGAAGUGUGGAUACAGGAGCAAGGUGAAAACACUUACAUGCCUUAUAUUUUGUCACACCAGAAUCACACCUUUUCAGAAAACAUUAAGCCAUUCACGAUAUAUCUGGUGUGGAUCCGCUGCAUCUUCAACAAAAAUCUCCUUGGACCUUUUGCAGAUGUGCUCUUGUGUAGUACGUAACCCACUCUCUCUUUCUCAUGUGUCGAGUCCUUCCGUGCACCCCACCCCAUCAGUGGUUUUAAAAACCUGUUGUCCUGUAGUUUUUUUUAGAGGACUGAAGAGGACCAGACCAUGCCAAUUCCUAAGUGCCCAUUUGAUUGUAUUUAAUGUGUGAAUUCUCUAGGUGGCAUUUAUUUCCAUUUGGUGUAAGAGCUCUCUGUUCCUGAAAGUAACCUCCAGAAAUGAAAUUACAAGCUGAAUACCUGUAAUUUGAAAAGCAGAAUGGAAGUGAAUCGUGUAAUUUGCUAGUGAUUUGAAUCUUUCUGUCGUGCAGUGAGUAUUUAAGUGCAACGUUAAACUACAAUUAUAUGGAUAGGUGGACAAUUGUCAUCGUCUUUCCCCAUUAUAACUUAUUUUUAAAAGCUGUAUCUGUAACUCAAGUACAGGAUUUGGUACAAGAGUAUUCAUUAAAUUAUUGUAAACCCCUUCAA
Molecule: messenger RNA, 2693 nt
Organism: Gopherus flavomarginatus (Mexican gopher tortoise)
Lineage: Eukaryota; Metazoa; Chordata; Testudines; Testudinidae
Gene: POMGNT2
Product: protein O-linked mannose N-acetylglucosaminyltransferase 2 (beta 1,4-)
Exons: 4
Coding region: 487-2223 (578 amino acids)
Biological process (GO): protein O-linked glycosylation via mannose
Cellular component (GO): endoplasmic reticulum
Molecular function (GO): protein binding; protein O-acetylglucosaminyltransferase activity
Source: RefSeq, a predicted model, not a curated record